Nerophis lumbriciformis (worm pipefish) is the source of this 2418-nucleotide messenger RNA. The record is from RefSeq and is a predicted model, not a curated record. NCBI's taxonomy places the organism in Eukaryota, Metazoa, Chordata, Actinopteri, Syngnathiformes, Syngnathidae.
AUGGUCGAGCAUUACCUCAUCGUCGCUGUUUUAUUGCUGUUUUUUAUUCCUGGAUUUGACAACAAAGACAUUAUAAAUGGGUUAAAACUUUUAAAGUAUUCCAUCGUUCAACCUCAACUGCUUUCUACACAGAACUCUGAGGAGGAUAAAUCAUAUUUGCUGAAAAUAGACGGCACACCUUAUACUAUUCAUCUGAAGAGGAACAGGGAUUUCUUGCAUCCAGAUUUUGUCCGAGAUCAUUUUCAUGUCACUGGUGAUCGCAGAGCAGCACAUCUGAAGCAUGUGUCUUGUUAUUAUCAUGGAGAGGUGGAAGGCUACAAGAGUUCACUAGUGGCACUCAGCACUUGCCAUGGAUUGAGGGGUGUGAUCCUUUUUGCAAACGACAGCUAUGGACUCGAACCUGUUCCGCUGUCCCUCACCAAUGAGCACCUUUUGUACCGACUGACCGACAUUCAGACUGAACCCGUCAGCUGCGGAGUCAUCCAUGAAGCUGUAGCCACCCCAACGCAUGAACCUUUUGAGCCCAGACAAGCAAUCUCUGCUCUGUUGCGGAAGAAACGCAAUUUACCUCAGACGAGAUUUAUCGAGCUGGUUUUGGUUGUGGAUCAUCUCCGGUAUCAAUUCAAACAAGGGAAUGAGACAGCGAUUCGAGAGGAAAUGGUGGAAAUGGCCAACCUGCUAGAUGGGUACUACAAGCAGCUGAACAUCCGUGUUGUGCUAGUGGGCCUAGAAAUCUUUCAACAGGAAAACCCUUUUUCAGUGGAGGGCACAGCGGGCACCGUGCUGCGCGACUUCGUCAAGUGGAGGAAAUCUGACCUGUUGCCGAGGACCCGGCACGACAUCGGUCAGCUACUGAUUGGUCGGGCCAGCUCAUACCCAGGUGGUACGCUGGGAAUGGCUUUCAUUGGCACGGCGUGCUCAACCACCAACUCUGUCGGAAUCAAUGUGUUUAGUGGUGACAACCUGAUUUUCACUUCCACUGUUGUGGCCCACGAGAUCGGCCACAACCUGGGCAUGAAUCAUGAUGAAGACCGCUGCCAAUGUGAUGGAAGAAAUUGCAUCAUGGCAUCUACAGCAAGUGGCGCCACGAGUUUCAGCCGCUGCAGCGGCGAAGAUUUCGAGGCGCUCAUCCUUAGUGGAAGAGGGGAAUGUCUGAUUAACCAACCCUCUCUCUCGGACAUCGUCGGUGGAGCAAAGUGUGGCAACGGCCUUUUGGAAGAAAACGAGGAAUGUGACUGUGGCAUGCCAGAGGAUUGCGAGAAUAAAUGUUGUAACGCUGCCACCUGCAAACUCACCACUGGAUCCGCUUGUGCUCAGGGCAGCUGCUGCCAAGAUUGCCAGCUCAGAGUGGCUGGGACACCGUGCAGGGGGUCUGCCAAUACGUGUGAUCUUCCCGAAUUCUGUAACGGGACCAGCGCCUUCUGCCCCAAUGACUUCUACAUCAUGGAUGGCAUGCCCUGUCAGAACAGCGAGGCGUAUUGCUACGAGGGCCGAUGCCAGACGUACGACUUCCAGUGUCGAGGUCUUUUUGCGCCAGAUCAAGCAACAAAGGCAGCAGAUGUUUGUUUUCUGAAUCUAAACAUGAAGGGAAACCUUUUCGGCAAUUGUGGGAUAACCAACACUGGAGACUAUAUCCGAUGUGGUUUGGCAGACGCCAUGUGCGGAAAGGUGCAGUGUACCAACGUGGACGUCAACCACCCACCUCCGGGUGCUCAUGUCAGUAUACAGGUCAUAAACGGGUCCAGGUGUGUCAACGCAGAUUUCAACCUCGGUCCAGAUGUGCUGGAUCCUGCCUAUGUUAAUCCUGGGAGUCCUUGUGCUGAAGGAAAAACCUGCAUAGAUUUUAAGUGCGUCAACGCCUCUGCUCUGGUGCCAAACUUAAACUGCGACGCCAGGAGGACGUGCAACAGCCAUGGGGUUUGCAAUGACCAAGGACAUUGCCACUGCGACGAUGGAUGGAGCUCGCCAAACUGUAACCGGGCGGGGAAUGGCGGCAGCAUUGACAGUGGCCCAACUAAGAUAGACCACUCCCUUAGGAAUGGCCUGUUGAUCUUCUUCCUGCUCAUCGUUCCUCUACUGGUUCUUCUUGUUCUGGUACUGCUUUUUCUCUUCAAGAGAGAAGCGCUCAAACCCUGUCUCAAACCAGCCCGCCGUUUCAGGCCACAUCAUACUGAAAAUGGCAGAUCCAACAGACCUACAAAUACUGAGACACACACUACCACUCAAAUUCCAGCAGACGUCCCCCCACAGAGGCUUCCAUUUCCACCAGCUACUUCAGAGCCGAUUUCUGGUUACAGGUAUGGAGAACUGGAUUAUUGGAAUGCAGAUUUAAACACGAAUUCAGCACACCCCCAAGCUCCCAGGCAGGGCCCCGGAGUCCCCAGAGCUAUUCCCUCCCCGUCCACCAAACCUAGUUGA